UAACGGGCUGGGAGUCGGGCGGGAGCGCGGCCGCCGCCCGGGACGGAACGGGACGGAGCGGGAGGAGACCAGAUACAGCGGGACGAAACGAGACGAGCGGUCCCGUCCCAGGAGCGCACAGCGGGAGCGGCCCCGCGCCCAGCCCGCCCCGCACUUGUCGUCCCGUAUGCGCGGCUCCCGGUGCAGCGCUGCCGCGGAGGAUCCCUAGGCAAAGCCAAGCCCCCGCCGCAUGCCCGGGGAGCUGUUGGGGGGCCAUGGAGCUGGCAGGCACCGAGCUGGCAGGCACCGAGCUGCCCGGUGGCAACGUCAGCGCCAACCAGAGCGCCGCCGACCCCACGCUGUCGCGGGAACUGUGGGUGGUGGGCAUGGGGAUCCUCAUGUCGGUGAUCGUGCUGGUCAUCGUCUUCGGCAACGUGCUGGUGAUCACUGCCAUCGCCCGGUUCCAGCGCCUGCAGACUGUCACCAACUACUUCAUCACCUCGCUGGCCUGUGCUGACCUGGUGAUGGGGCUGGGUGUGGUGCCCUUUGGCGCCAGCCACAUCAUCAUGGGGAUGUGGAAUUUUGGGAACUUCUGGUGUGAGUUCUGGACCGCCUUGGACGUGCUCUGUGUCACGGCUAGCAUUGAGACCCUCUGCGUCAUUGCCGUGGACCGGUACUUCGCCAUCACCUCCCCUUUCAAGUACCAGAGCCUGCUGACCAAGAGCAAGGCACGUGUGGUCAUCCUCGUGGUGUGGGUGGUCUCAGUCCUUACCUCCUUCCUGCCCAUCCAAAUGCACUGGUACCGGGCAGACAGUGACGAGGCCAUCCUGUGCUACGAGAAGGACACAUGUUGCGACUUCUUCACCAACCAAGCCUAUGCCAUUGCCUCCUCCAUCAUCUCCUUCUACCUGCCGCUCGUGGUCAUGGUGUUUGUGUAUGCCAGGGUCUUCCAGGUGGCCAAGAAGCAGUUGCAGAAGAUAGACAGGAGCGAGGGGAGGUUUCACACCCAGAACAAGGAGCAGGAGCAGAAAGGGGGAGCUGGGCACCGCCGUAUCUCCAAGUUCUUCUUGAAGGAGCAGAAAGCCCUCAAGACCCUGGGCAUCAUCAUGGGCACCUUCACUCUGUGCUGGCUGCCCUUCUUCAUCGUCAACAUCGUGCACGUCAUCCAGGACGACAUCAUACCCAAGUACGUGUUCAUCCUCUUGAACUGGCUGGGCUAUGUCAACUCUGGCUUCAACCCUUUGAUCUACUGCCGGAGCCCGGACUUCAGGUACGCCUUCCAGGAGCUCCUGUGCCUCCGCAGGUCCGCGCCGAAGAUGUAUGUCAACGGCUACUCAAACAGCAACGGCAGGAGUGAGUACAACGAGGAGGACAACGGCUACCCCCUGGCAUCGGAUAAAACCUGCGAGUUGCUCUGCGAAGAGGGAUCCUUCCCUCAUACCGAGGACUUUUCGCACUGCAAAGAGAUCCCAGGGUGUCCAGGAAUGGUCGAGAGCUGAAGGGGCUGACCUCUCUUCCUCACCAUCCUGAGCUCAUGAGGGCUCUGAAGAGGUCGAGUUAGGAGCAUGGCCUUGCUUCUCUGAGCCCGGGGAUGCUGUGGGAAGUGAUUGCCUUGGCAGAUGUCUUCAUCCCAACCCAUAGCCCAUCGUGCAUCACCUGAAGGAGAAGCUGAUGGAGGAUGACCAGAGGACCAGGAAAGGCUCUGCUAGCCUCGGAGGACACAGCUGGGGGACCGGCACUAGGAGAGGCACUUUGCAGGAGUCACUGCAUACGAGACUGGCUCUGGAAAGAAGCUACAGGAGCCCUGUGAACUGAAGGAGGGGAACGUCCGAAUCAUCACAAAAGGUGCAGAGGGGUCUCCCUGGCACAGCAUCCUUGGAAAGCACUUUAAAAAGGGAAGGGGGUAUCAGGACCACGUGGCCAUCUCCGGUGGCUGGUUUGGAAGUGGCAUGGCAAGGUCCGUGCCUUGUGGUCAGGUGAGGAGCGGCGGGACAUGCUCCAGACAGAAUGGGAACCUGACCAGGACUGAGAGAGAAGGAGCGUGGAAGAUUGCUUUGAUUUAUUCUGUGCUUGUUUCUCCUUCUGGUGUCUUCUCUGUCUACCUCUUUUUCUCUCUAGGCCUACGUGCACUGCAUGUGGCACCCAGACCCUCACAAACAAGCAGAUUAUAAUAGCACAGGGCAAAUCCUGCCCAGUAUUCAACUGUGCUGCCCAGUGCAGAGCUGUUGCUAGGUGGGGCUGACAUUGCACAGCACAGAUGUAACAGGACUUUUGUUUGCUCCAUGUGCCAACAAAUCUGAAACUGUAAUGCCUGGACUCCAGGCAGGAGAAAGGCUUGAACGUGGCAAUCCUUUUACUUGCAAGCAGUCACACACUGGCAUGACCAGCCACACUUGGAAGCCAAGUUUUAACACUUGAGCCCCAAAAUAUUGUAGAGCAUCCGUCCCUCUCCGGUAGCUGUGGAAAUGAGCAUGCUGGCCGGCUGCACACUCAGCCAUGUAAAAAACUCAUUAAGAAGAGAAAGAGACAGAUGGAGGGAGUGACAGCGGGCUCAGGCAGAAAAUAUUAGGUAAAACUGAUUCAAAACCAACAGGAAAAUGUGUACUUCUUGGUUGCAGAUGGUGUCCCACCCGCCGACCAUUGUGCCCAGCUGGGCAGCUGCAGGUCACUGAUCACCGAGCUGCUCCUGGAGAUUUGGGCAGACGUGUCGGUACCAAACUGUGCCAGGAGCCCCAUCUCAGACCCUCUCUCUUGGGCUUCCAGCUGCAAACCCCCAUUCCUCAUGUGCAAUUGUAUUUAUUUAUUUAUUUUCUUGCUGCUUGAUGCAAAGCUGCUAAAACAGCACCUUCCCCACAAACAUCCGCAGCUGAGAGGACGGAGGGAGGGAGCGUGUGCUGUGUGUGUGCAGUGAACGUGGGGCCGGUGUGCGCUGGGGCGGGCUGGAUCCGUGCGCGUGGCGUGUGCACGUGGGGCAGGAGGAAACCGCUGCGGUUAAACCAGAAAUACUUUGCCUGGGUUGAGUGCGCAACUUUGAUCUUUCCAGAAUUAAGAAGAGGCAGAGCAAACCUUUGUUGGGAAGGACGGUAGGACAGCUGUAGGGCUGCAUAAGCUCUGCAGAGCCCCUCUAGCUAGAUUUUCUUUGCACCUGUGUUGUGCAGGGUAUGUGUGUCUGAGCAAGUUGCUUGCCCAGGUCGUGUGUUCCCAGCUGUAAUGAAGCAAACUUACUAUGUGUACAUCCCAGCUUUGGACACACACAAGAGGUCAAAUUUCCAGCCAAACAAGUUCCCAGCAGUGUGCACACAGAGGUUUAAAUACCUGGCAGCCUUUUCUGCUCUGUCCAGAAGAGACAUCCACAUGCAGACCCAUUUAGCACCGCCAGUUUGAGACCAGCAGACAUGAGCCUCUCUAGAUAACCCUGUAGCUGUGCUGUAAUGGUUCAUGCUCAGCCUUUGCUAUUUCUACCCAUUUUGCUAUAAUACUGGCCCAGUGGCAGCAUCUACUCGUUGUCAGGUGUCCUGUUUUAUGGAAAGCCUGGUUUCUCCCUUACCCUUCCCUCCGAGAUGCCCCACCAAGGCUUUGUCCAGACCUGUGUACUACCACACAGGAUGGAAAUAUUUCCCAAUGAAAACCUGUUCCUCAGAAGAUUUCUGGAUGGCUCUAGUCACAGAAACACUGCCCUUGGGAUUAGUUUUCAGGUUAGAGACACACAUGGGAUCAUUGUAGCUCUUUCUCUCACAAAUCCUCUCACGUGUGAGAGCAGGUUGCAGUCAAUGAAAGGGAUACACUUGGUCUGGUGAUUUGCCAGCAUGGCCCAAAAGUGGCGACCUGCUUACUGCUUAUUGCUUCCUUGCAGAGUUGGAAGAGAUGUAUUGCAAAUCCAUUUGCGUAUGACCCUUCAGGCUUGUUCCAUGUAUUACAUUUAGCAGUGGUGUGCUGGGUCUAUUUUUAAAUGCCCCAACACCAGGGUUGUUGUGCUGUCCUUUGGGAGAUUGCCCUGUAGUCCAAGUCAGGACCUGCUAUCAGUAUUCUACCUGCAUUUCCUUCCAAAAACUUCAUUCCAUUAUUCCUAGGGAUGCUCUUCAGGUACUUGCUGCUCAUUGUGUACCGGUCAGGCUCUGCCACUUGAUCUGUGCUCCUCUUUCCUCCUCCAAGAAUCUCUUUGGCUCCCUGAUUGGUGCUGCUCCCUGUCCUUCUUUCUCAUGGUCAGGCAUAGAAUGAGCCUGUUUGUUAAUUCGGUCGUGCAGAGUUUGUCAGGGGUCCCAUGCACAGUUUGUCAGGGGUCUGCACCCACCAGCGGAGCAGCCAGGACCGCUGGCAAUGCCCGGUGUCCCCAGCAGCUGUGCAGCUGCUCUCCCCCUCAUUGCAAAGCAUGUGGGGUGCAGGAAAGGUGCAGACACAGAGAUGUGUCCGAAGGCAGAUCAGUGUUAGCAAUGAGCACUCAUAUCAUGUGGGGAACAAACGACUGCUGGGGACAGUACACAACAAUGUCUCCAUCUCAGCAAAGCCCAGGCUGAGCAGUGGAGGUGGGUGAUGCUCCACAGGCAGCGCUUGCUUGGGGGGGGGUCUUUGUGUGCAGCACUUGGCCAGAGCACCAUUGUGAUUGUGAGAGCUCUGUUCUGCUCACCGAACAAAUUGUUCUUACAAAUAAAGAAUGAAAAGUCCUCCU
Molecule: messenger RNA, 4645 nt
Organism: Columba livia (rock pigeon)
Lineage: Eukaryota; Metazoa; Chordata; Aves; Columbiformes; Columbidae
Gene: ADRB2
Product: adrenoceptor beta 2
Exons: 2
Coding region: 255-1478 (407 amino acids)
Biological process (GO): norepinephrine-epinephrine-mediated vasodilation involved in regulation of systemic arterial blood pressure; adenylate cyclase-activating adrenergic receptor signaling pathway; negative regulation of smooth muscle contraction
Cellular component (GO): plasma membrane
Molecular function (GO): beta2-adrenergic receptor activity; norepinephrine binding
Source: RefSeq, a predicted model, not a curated record